AUGGCAAGUAACGGCAAUGCAUUGGGUGUGGCACAACCACUCAUUCCCGUCUUCAAGGGAGAAAGCUACGAAUUCUGGAGUAUUUGUAUGAAAACUCUACUCAGAUCUCAAGAUCUUUGGGACUUGGUAGAACGUGGAUUUGUCGAUCUUGAUGAAGAAAAUAGGCUGCAAGACAACAAGAAAAAAGAUGCUAAGGCGCUGGUGAUUAUCCAGCAGGCUAUUCAUGAUAGCGUCUUUUCAUGGAUCGCAGUAGCGACCACAUCAAAACAAGGUUGGUCCAUUGUACAGAAAGAGUUUCAAGGUGAUUCAAAGGUCAUUGUGGUGAGACUGCAAUCACUUCGGCGUGACUUUGAAAACUUGAUGAUGAAAAGUGGAGAAUCCAUUGCUGAUUUUUUGUCGAGAGCAACAACAAUUGUCAGUCAAAUACGAUCCUACGACGAGAAGGUUACAGACCAGACCAUUGUGGAAAAGGUAUUGCGAAGCUUGACUCCAAAAUUUGAUCAUGUAGUUACUGCUAUUGAAGAGUCUAAGGAUUUAUCAAGUUUUUCCUUUGAUGAACUGAUAGGGUCUCUUCAAGCUCAUGAGAUGAGAAUCAAUCGAUCUUCAGAGAAGAACCACGAGAAGUCAUUCCAAGUGAAAGACACAACCACUAGAACUGGAGAAAAUAAUGGUCCAGCAAGUAGAGGUCGAGGAAGAGGAGGAUUUCGCAGUGGUCGAGGUCGUGGUCGUGGUUAUGGAAGAGGCAGAGGAAGGAAUAAUGGGCACAGGUAG
Molecule: messenger RNA, 771 nt
Organism: Lycium ferocissimum
Lineage: Eukaryota; Viridiplantae; Streptophyta; Magnoliopsida; Solanales; Solanaceae
Exons: 1
Coding region: 1-771 (256 amino acids)
Source: RefSeq, a predicted model, not a curated record